AUGGUCACAAAUUUGAGUUCAUCACAACUCUCACCAGGGAAUUGUUAUCAGAAACCCUAUCACACGUUUGAAGCUCUCCAAGCCAGUUUAGUUAGGAGGGAAGCUCACGACGACUAUAUGAUAGCAGGCCUGAAAGACCUUCUAGCCAAACUCGAGCGCCAUGCAGCCCGCCGUCGCGCGACCCACAAACAGCUAGAGUCGUCGUCGGAGGAUUCAUCAGCACCACCACCAUCGACCAACGUGGCCGUCGCUGCAGCUGCACCUCCACCGAAGCAAGUCGCUACGCUUGAUGACCACUGUGGCCAUGUCCCAAUACCUCCAGCCGCUGCCAUCCUGCCAACAGUUUUCGCGGACGAGGAAUCAUCACUAGCACCACCUUUAAUCCUCGUCGUUGCUGCCUCGCAGUUGCAAGGGAAGACCAAGGCAUCACCCUUCACCGAUCCGGCCACUGCGGCUAUUCUUCCAGCACAGCACAACAAAGAAGAUGACCGAAUAGCACAAUUCCAAUUGAGGGCCAUCCUAAGGUGCUGCUAA
Messenger RNA from Linum trigynum, 534 nucleotides. The record is from the annotation of a GenBank genome assembly. NCBI's taxonomy places the organism in Eukaryota, Viridiplantae, Streptophyta, Magnoliopsida, Malpighiales, Linaceae.